UUGAAAAUGUAGUCAAUAAAUUGAUGGGACUGGGUACUGAUAGAGUGGUCGGUUACAUAAGGAAACUCCCACUGGAGGCGUUUCUUCUAGGACAUUACCGUCAAUGCUUGGCUGUAUUCCAAUGCUUUCUGCCAGUGAAUUUGGACAUUAUGAUGUGUAGUGUGUCAGCCUGUACAAAGUAUAAAUCAGGGUCUGGUUCCAGAACCACACAAGCUCUGUCUGCUCAGAUAAACUACUGAGUGGGUUUGCGUCCUCGGACUCACAGAUACAGUUUCCUCCCAGCCUGGAAGUCGCCAUAAAACAUUGAUGUGUUAGACUCCAUGGACACAAUGUCUUCACCCCGCUGCUUUCUGCUGCUGCUGUCCUGGAACCUGGUGGUUCUGCUGGUUCUGGUUCCUCCGGCUCAGUCCAGACCAGCCGCAGAGGACACAGACACUGUUUUGUCACCUCGGUGGACAGUGCCACAUAAAAUGAAUAAGGUUGUUGCCGUUCCUGCCAGUAAGACUGUAAAGUUUCGAUGCCAGGCGACAGGGAACCCCACUCCUUCUCUUCACUGGUACAAGAACGGAAAAGAGUUCAAGAAAGAUCAAAGGAUUGGAGGGUUUAAGAUCAGAGACCACAUGUGGACUUUUAUAAUAGAGUCGGUGGUUCCAUCUGAUAAAGGUAACUACACCUGUGUGGUGGAGAAUGAAUACGGGCGGCUCACACACACCUACCUGCUGGAUGUAGUUGAGCGUUCUCCUCACAGACCCAUUAUACAGGCAGGUCUUCCAGCAAACCAAACUGCAGUUAUUGGAAGUGAUGUGGAGUUUGUGUGUCGAGUGUACGGUGACCCACAGCCUCACAUCCAGUGGCUCAAACUUAUCUCUGUCAAUGGCAGCAGAGUGGGACCAGAUGGACUCCCAUAUGUUCGUGUUCUAAAGACUUCUACUUUGAACACAACAGAAAACAAAAUGAUGGUUUUGACUCUGACGAAUGUAACUCUGGAUGAUGCUGGAGAGUACGUAUGUUUGACAGGAAAUGCUGUUGGAUUCACUCAUAGAAGUGCAUGGCUCACAGUGGUUCAUGAAACGAAGAAGCCAACAUGUGUGUGUGUUUCCUGAGAAGACUUUCAAAGAUGCACAACACACUUUUUUGAGCAUUUCCUGACUACUUUCUGCUUAGUGUUGUAAAAUUGGAUAGGUAGGCCUCCAUGCAGCAUCAUUAAUCUGCUUUAUAGAUGUUAAUUCACAAGAGUUUCAUACUUAAUUGUAUUUAGAUUGGUUACAGAGAAUAUAAGACUUUACAAUGAACACUGAUAUGUUUAUUACAAAAUUAAAGAUACACGUAACAGCUGUAGGAAAAAAACGAUGAAUCAUGAUAUGUCUUCUAUCUUAGAGCAUGUUAGAAAGUAUGAAUGUGAGACAGGGGGAUAGGGAUGGAGUCUUCAGGGUGGGACAGCCAUCCUCCUGUCCCACCCAGCCAAAACCUCCAACCAGCGCCACAACAAUCUCCCUGUGGUUACAGCUUGAUUGACUUUAGGAGGACCUUUGGGGAAUCAGACAAACAUACAUGCAUUCACAUUUUAAGCAGAGGUGUAACUGUAGGAGACCACACAGAGCUUCAUCAGGUCAAAGGCUAAAAUGCAUUUUCCAUUUGAUCUGAAGUACAUAUGUUAAACUGUAAAAUUAAAAUUCACACAUGUGCAGCAUCACCAUGCAUUAUCAUACUGCCCAGCGCUGAACCCUGACUCUGUCAUUAGUGUGGAUCUCAGCAGGGUUGCACAACUCACCAAAAUUACACACUUUCCUCACUGAAGGCUUUGAGGAUGUUGCUGUGCUUAGAGUCAAUCAGACACUGACAGAGAUACAAAGAAGGACAGAGAGGAGGUGAAUGAAGCCAGAGCUCAGACAGCUGGUUCUGGCCUUCGAGGUCAUGUCAGCUCUAAUUUGCAUAAGUAGUGUUUGGGCUUACCAUAACUGAAGUGGAAAAAGCUUAGAUGAUACAUUGCAGCACACCACAGAAUGUCCAAGACGGAGUAGGAAAGAGAGAGAAACAGGACUGAGCUGUGUUGAAGGAGGAAUCUGAUGAGAAGGGCACCUGUGUUCACUCCUGAACACUGUAGGAGUUAUGGGAGAGUCUUGAUGGUAAAUUUGGUGUUGAGGAAUGUACUGUUUUUUCAUUGGCCUGGCACAUCCUGGCUGGGCUCUGCUCUGGUCUGUCCAGGGUUGAAGGGUUUGGCUCUGGCUCCAGGUUUGGGUGGGUCCACGCUGUGUGGUUUAACAGGGUCAGUAGUUAGUACUGGGCAGGGGCUGGGGCUGCUGUGGCUUUGGCAUCAAAGUCACAGAGCCAUCUGCUGUAUGUGCAUCUAGGGAACGUCCAAAAUAAUAUCUGAACAGAUCUGUGCUCUGCUCUGGGAAACUGGAGAACUGAUCAACUACAUACAGGGAAAGUAUAUCAAUUACUUUUAUUUGAUUUUAAAAGCAUUCUUAUUUUCGUCUAUUUGCAGUAUCUUCAUCUUUGCACCUGCGCACGUUUAUAUGCAUGUGAAUGUUCAUACUUAUGCAGGUUGUAUGACUGUAUCAUAAGACUGAUUAUUGAAAACCACUUGUUGCCAGAAAAUGCAAAUGGCAAUCAGGUCUGUUCAUCAUUCAUAAACUAAUAAAGGUUCAAGAUUGAAAAUCC
Molecule: messenger RNA, 2664 nt
Organism: Sphaeramia orbicularis (orbiculate cardinalfish)
Lineage: Eukaryota; Metazoa; Chordata; Actinopteri; Kurtiformes; Apogonidae
Product: fibroblast growth factor receptor 1-A-like
Exons: 8
Coding region: 321-1103 (260 amino acids)
Cellular component (GO): plasma membrane
Molecular function (GO): fibroblast growth factor binding; fibroblast growth factor receptor activity
Source: RefSeq, a predicted model, not a curated record